Molecule: messenger RNA, 6198 nt
Organism: Numida meleagris (helmeted guineafowl)
Lineage: Eukaryota; Metazoa; Chordata; Aves; Galliformes; Numididae
Gene: MOCOS
Product: molybdenum cofactor sulfurase
Exons: 15
Coding region: 149-2755 (868 amino acids)
Biological process (GO): Mo-molybdopterin cofactor biosynthetic process
Molecular function (GO): molybdenum cofactor sulfurtransferase activity; molybdenum ion binding; pyridoxal phosphate binding
Source: RefSeq, a predicted model, not a curated record
UGCCCCGCGGGGGCGGGCGGCGGGAGGAGCCGGGCUGGGCGCAGUGCUGGCCCAAGAGCUGCCGGGCGGCCCGGCUCGGCCCGGCCGUCCAGAGAAAGUUGAACGCUGUGUUGUGUCCUCCUCGUUCUUCUCCGCCUCAGCCCGCGGCAUGGCCGAUGAACUGCUCUCCUUCCGGGCCUUCCAGGGUAGCUGCCCCACUGGCUAUGGCUACGACGGCAGGCUGCGCGGCUUCCGGGAGCGCGAGUUCCCCCAGCUCCGAGGGAUAACUUACCUUGACCAUGCAGGUUCAACGCUUUUCCCAGAGAGUUUACUUAAAGCUUUUACAGAUGACCUCAGAAACAAUGUUUAUGGCAACCCUCAUAGUCAGAGUACCAGCAGCAAACUGACAUAUGACACAAUCGAGCAUGUACGAUACAGAAUAUUACAACAUUUUCACACUACAUCUGAAGAUUACACUGUCAUUUUCACAUCUGGAUGCACGGCUGCACUUAAACUGGUAGCAGAAGUAUUCCCGUGGGUACCUGAAGGCACAGAGCAACUGAGUAGUCGAUUCUGUUACCUAACUGACAGCCACACAUCCGUUGUGGGUAUGAGGGGCAUAACUGCCUCAAUGAAUGUAUUAUCUGUUCCUGUAAAACCAAAGGAUAAGGUGUUAUUGGAGAAAGACUGGUUACCAGCUGAAGAACAAAACUGCACAACACCUCAUCUUUUCUGUUAUCCAGCUCAGAGCAACUUUUCUGGUACCAAAUAUCCCCUUUCAUGGAUAAGAGACAUAAAAUCUGGAAAACUCUGCCCCAUCAAAAUACCAGGGAAGUGGUUUGUUCUAUUAGAUGCAGCCUCAUAUGUGAGCAGUUCUCCAUUAGACUUGGGAGUUCACCAAGCUGACUUUAUCCCCAUCUCAUUCUAUAAAAUCUUUGGAUUCCCCACUGGUUUAGGAGCAUUACUGGUAAACAACCGGAUUGCUCCCUUCUUGAGGAAAACCUAUUUUGGAGGUGGAACUGCAGCUGCCUACCUUGCAGGAAAAGAUUUUUACUUCCCAAAGAAGUCUAUAGCAGAAAGGUUUGAAGACGGCACAGUCUCUUUUCUUGAUAUCAUUGCUCUGAAACAUGGAUUUGAUGUUCUGGAAAAAUUCACAGGCGGAAUGGAGAAAAUAAAACAACAUACCUUUGCAUUAGCUCACUACACCUAUACUGUGCUGUCUACCUUAAAAUAUGCCAACGGGGCACCUGUAGUGCGUAUUUACAGUGACACAGAUUUCAGUGAUCCAGAUGUCCAGGGUCCAAUCAUUAAUUUUAAUGUGCUCGAUGAAAGUGGAGAAGUGAUCGGCUUUUCACAGGUGGAAAAGAUGGCCAGCCUCUACAACAUACAUGUCCGCACAGGUUGCUUCUGUAACACAGGAGCCUGCCAGAUGCAUUUGGGUAUAAGCGAUGAGGACAUCCAAAAGAACCUGCAGGCUGGCCAUGUCUGUGGAGAUGAUAUAGACCUAAUUGAUGGACGUCCCACUGGUUCUGUGAGAAUAUCCUUUGGCUACAUGUCUUCUUUUGAAGAUGCGCAGACUUUUUUGAAAUUCAUCAUAGCCACAAGGUUCUCCAAGACAGACACUGAGAUUCCCUUUCAGCCCUCUGCUACACAGCUGACAACAGAACCUGUCCCAGAUGACCACUCUUACUUUAACAGCACCAAUAAAUUGUCUCCAAGAACGCACAUCGCAGAUAGAGAACACGGGAAUAAUCCAUCUGGAACAGAGCGGAUUGUCGGUUGGCAGCCACCGGAGUCUGACUCAGAAAGCAUAAGGGCAGCUGUUUCUGAGACUACCGUGCCAAAGUGUAGAAGGGGUGGCAAGCCCAUUACCGUCACCAACAUUUACCUGUAUCCAAUCAAAUCCUGCUCUGCAUUUGAGGUUACAGAAUGGCCGGUAGGAAAGCAAGGUUUGCUGUAUGACCGUAACUGGAUGGUUGUAAAUCAGAAUGGAGUUUGUAUAACUCAGAAGCAAGAGCCAAAGUUGUGUCUUAUAAGUCCCUCAAUUGAUCUGAAGCAAAAGAUUAUGGUCAUUCAGGCAGAAGGCAUGGACCCAAUAUCUGUAUCACUAGAAGAAAAUAUUGGAAAAGAGGCUGUGAUCUAUGAGAGCAAAGUCUGUUCACACAGGGUGAAAACAUAUGACUGUGGAGAAAGAACUGCUGGCUGGUUCUCUACAUUUCUUGGUCGUCCGUGUCGAUUGAUAAGGCAAAGUCCAGAGAGGAAAAAUGACGCACAACACAAAAAUACAAAAGGUCUGACAUGUGCUACAAGCAUCUCACUCUCUCUUGUGAAUGAAGCUCAAUACCUCCUGAUAAAUGCAGCAAGCAUUCUGCAGCUGAAAGAACAUGUUACUCCAAGAUUGAAAGAGCCGUUGGAAAUAGAGGAAUUAAUCCGACGUUUCCGUGCCAACAUUGUCAUCAGUGCACCAGAGUCCUUUGAAGAAGAGGAAUGGGCUGAGAUCUCAAUAGGUGCUCUGCAAUUCCAGGUUGUGGGUCCGUGUACCAGAUGUCAAGUAAUCUGCAUUGAUCAACAGUCUGGGGAACGAAACAAAGAAUUUCUGCAGUCUCUGUCUGCUGCCAGAGGUAAAAAGACAAACUUUGGCAUAUACCUGAUGAACCAGCCCUUGUGCUCAUCCCUUCCAGAUAUUUUAUCAGUUGGAUCUGAAGUACUUCCAGUGUUGAAGGAGAAUACAGAAAUUCAACGCCCAGCAUUCAGUGAAGAAAAAUAUUCAGGAUAGGUUCCCUGGCAGAGAUGAGACAUAUAUGCAACUCAAAAAAAACAAGUCAGUAGUCAGUUAUUCCAAAAGAAAGAAACAUCUUCCACUCAUUUGCUUCUGGUUUGAGUCUUUUAGUUUUCUGCUUGCAGCAAACUUUAUCAGAUGGCAGUACCCUUGAUAAUUACACCUCACCUACAUGUUUUUGCUUGUGAUUAGGUUAUGGCAGCCAUAACUCUAUUUUGCUCAAUUGCUUCAGGAUGCAACAGGCUUGAUCAAGUCUCAGUAGUGGAUGACUCCCAAAACAAGCCCAACAUUGUUGUCAGAAACCCACAUCUAAAUGAAUGAAAGUAAACACAAAAAUACCCUACUACUUCCUUAUGCUGCUUUGUGAAAACCACAUUUGGGAGAGAGGACACAGGCCAUGCUUUGUGAAUGUUGUGGGUGGGGAGGGGAUAGUGGAAGAGUGGUGAGAGAGUAGCAGUCCUUUCAGCUUUUCACAGUGAUGUAUAGACAGUCUGAGAGCACAGGAGAACAGGGAAUUUGCAUUGGGAAAUCUAUGUCAUCCUCCUGGGAAAAGGUGUCUUCAAAUGCCAGAAAGGCACAAAGCUCAGUGAAGACUCCAUAUGCCUUUACAAAACACAUUCCUGUGAAGCAAUUUCAUCCAUUUGAUCUGAAUGUCUUUUUCUCAUUCUCACUUGCCACUUUUACAUCUGAUCUGUUUCAGGUGAUGACUUCCCGCACACUUGCUUCCUUACAUAUUUGUGGAUGCUGGCACAUUUUUUUCUAAUUACUGAUUUAUCAACAAAUAUGGGCAUUUCUAUACAAACUUUGCUUAUGAUCAGCAAUCUCAAAUGGCUAAAAUGUUGAAACGUCACCUUGAGGGAACUCAUGAAAUGGAUGCUUGAAAGCAUCCAUUGAAUGCUUUUCCAUCCUGAAUAGGUGGAAGGAUGCUUUUUUCUUACUCCUGGUGCUUGUUCCUAAGAAUUUGAUAAUAUCCUUCUUAGAAGGUUUUUGAGUUCUUUUCUGCUCUAAACAUGACUGAUGCUUUUUGAUGGUCUAAAAGCUGGGACUUCAUCUGAUAUAUCAGUUCUGGAGAAAAUAAGUAAAAAAUAAAGCCACACAUUAAAUAAAUAAAUAAAUAAAUAAAUAAAUAAAUAAAUAAAUAAGGGAAGAAAAACAAAACAUAGGAAGUCAGUGUAAUACAAGACUAAAGAUACUGAGGCCGGGUGUUUUAUGACCCCCAGCAUGUGUCCAACCAGCCACAUGGCAGUGUCAUGCUUCCAGGAAGUCCUCCUGGAAAAGGAAAUUCCCCUGAAUUGGGAAGGAAAAUUUUUGACCCCAUUAAAAGCACUGUCAGGACUCUCAUCCAGAAUGAUUUAAGUCUUCCUUGGGGCGGUUUGGCUCAAACUGUGUGAAAGCACUUCUGGCUGAGGCAAUCCUUGAGUUGUUUGAGUGUGGCCCUAGAGGGGAGAAGGCAGCUUUGUGAAGGAUUUGGUCAAACAGUCGUUCUGAAAAAGGAGCCAUCAUCUCAGGGCACCAUACAGUGGGAAAAGGGAAGUGCAUUGCCCAGUGUGUGAAUCAGAAUUCAGAAGGUAGACGAACUUUUUUCUUUUCUUUCUCUCUCUUUUUUUUUUCGGUUCUUUUGAAGAACUGGUUUUACUCACUUCAGCUGGAACAGACUGUUAUUAGUUUCUCGGCAAGGCUUUGUAAUGGAAAUGAGGAGAGACGCUAUCUGUUUCUUACAACCCGCCAUAAAAUACAUGGAAAGAGAGAAGUGUUUUAUAUGUAUGUAAACUGAGGAUCAGUUUUGAGAGUUGUGCCUUCUGCUUCAGAGCCCAAGCCGUGCUCCUUGAUGUCUGCUUUGAAAACCAGGGGUUUUAUCUGUCUAGUAGUCGAUUAUCUGAUGUUGUAAUGAGCAGGCUUUUUGGAACCUUGAAAAGCAGCUUCCUGGUAUCUGAAUCUCUUAACUGUUUCACACUUUGCCUUUCUGUUAUGCAGAACUUUGUUUUGUUGGAUAGAAACCCAGUGCAGCUCUGGCAAAUUUAGUAUGAAAAGACCUGCUGCAUAGUGACCUUCAGGUGAUCUCUGGUGCUUUUCUCUGUCCUCUUCACCUCACCACCACCUCAUUUGUUUAGAAUGGCACAGAAGUUAGAUGAGGAAAUUGAAAGCAAACCUCAGUGAGCUCUGUUUUACUUGUCAUUGCAUUUACUGCAAAAUAAGCCACUUUGGUAUACAGUGAUUUGACAAAUACUGUUUGUAAAUAGCCUUAAUGCAGUGUAUGAUAACUGAGAGUGAGAAGAUUUGAACUUUUAAAAUGUCAUGCUUGGUCCUUCUGGCCUAUUAUUUACCAGCAAUUGCACUUUUUCUCUCCUGUGGCCCAGUAAUACUAGAUCAAGAACAAUUCUGACAUUUUACAGGGGAAAAAAAUAUUUCCUCCAAUGUAUGAACAUUCUCAUUAGUAUAUUCUGUGCAUUUCCCAGAAUGAACAUCUUUGUGCUGUAGUGAUGGGAAAUGUCACAAUGUUUCCGACUGAUGGAAGAGGCAUAAGGAAUCUUUCAUCUCAGUGAAGAAUAAUAUUUCCCUUCUGUUAAGUGUAGUGUCACCGCCAGUCUUUCCAUCAAUGAAGACAAACUCUUCUCAGUGUGAAUCUUUGUGGAAAAUCUUAAAGCAGGAGGAGUCAUGUUUAAAUGGCAUGCACUGGAGGUUUUGCAGGAAAAAUAUCCCUCCCAUAAUGUGAAAAAAAGUCAAAGAAAGGAAAAUCUUAGCAUCAUACAAACCACAGUACUGCGCAAGUGAAAAGAGCAUAAACACUUGAAAACACUGUGUAUAUUAGAUAGGAAUAUUAUAUGUUCUGUAAGGGAGUCACUGCUCAAUGUUCAGAGUAUAUAGAAAAAAAACAAUUUCAAAUGAAUACAGACUCUGAAAUUCUCUCCUUGCUGCAAAAUUAAAUCUUUGGAUUAAUUGCAGAUAUAUAUUUCCUUUCUAUGAAUGAGAAAUGUACUGAAUACAAUAUUUCCAGAGUGCUAUUUGUAGAAAGUCCUCUACAUAUUUGAAGCUUGUAUUUCCUUGCAAUGAAUUAUUCAGACACAUUCCAUAUUCUGUGGGACUUAACUCCUCAGAUCUCAAGGCAAGAAUGAUGAUUAUUGCAAGUUCUAAUAACAGCCAAGAGGCUGGAAUCACAGAACAGAAAUUGGCAUUCUUAGAAGAAGCCUCUGAAUUGUGUUCAGUGAUAUGAAUGUGAUAAUCCAGACACAUUAUGAUUUAUACAUUUUUGAUAGCAUCCUUCAAAAUGUGGUAAAAAAUUUUGGUCACCCUUCUGUCAAAAUCAUGUACAAAUCGAAAGUGACGAUUAUUGAUUGUCAUUCAUACAUUAUGGAGAUUAUGCUCUGCAUUUCUUCUUCAGACUGUUUCCUAACUUUCUUGGAAAUUAGACCAAUAAAAUACUGAUAGCGCUUGGCAUGUGA